AUACGAGUUCUUUAUUAGUGGGUCUUUCUGUUUUUGCUGCUUCUGUUUAUGAAGACUUUUCUUGUGGUUCACAUUUGAUACAAGGACACUGAUAUUAUUGUCGUUGUCUAUUUAUUGAGAUUAUGAGGUUUAGGAGAUACCUAUCAAAAUAAUGGCCGAUUUGGGAGAGGUGGGUGAGGCUUGUAAUUGCCCCUUAUAAAAAAUCUAUGUUUCACAUGGUGUCGGUACAACAAGAAAGGCAUACCCCUUAAAGGUAUUUGACAAACAAAUUGGUAUCUAGACACUGUUCACCAUGUGUUUGUAAAAUUGACUAUGAGACGUUACAGCCUCACAGACACAAUUUGAUACAGGUAAUCCACCCUGGAAAUGUACUAUAUCCAAUGGCAGUCUGAUAAGAUAUGCCCCUUUUUUUCGUUUAUUUUCAACCUUCCCAUUUUAUCAAAGAAGCAAUAGUGACAAACCAGCAGGAAUCUAGUACUUUUGCCUAGCAAUAUUCAUGACAAGUCAAGACGAAAAGGAGGAGAAAAGGGAGGAAAAGAAGGGUGCAAGUGGGGUCAGACGGCUCAGUGCUUCACUGAAAACCAGGCAACAGUUUUCAUGAUUUCUUUCUUCAGUUACAGAACAGGGAAUUUUUAACUGAUUUCUGACAGCUUCACUCGUGUAAAGCUCAUGUAAUUGGCAUUCUCUGGCUGCUUAUAUGGGAUAACUUACACAGUUGACAGAAGAUAGGGCUUCUUCUUCUGUUUCUUUAGAUCUCCUUCAAAACCGACAUUCCUCUGAGGUAGAAUUAAUCCUCAAAAGCCUUCUUUCCUGGCUUUAAUAAGUUGGAGAGGCCUCAAGAACUGUAUGUCUUGUAAGUUUUGUGUUGCUUCAAUUCUGACUUUCUUGAAUCUCACGAUAUCUUGGCCUGUCUGGCAUUUUUAUCGAGAAUUAUUGUCCUUCCAAGAGGAAGUUUUAUGGAAAGGAAAGGGCGCCUUCUUGAAUAAUGGAUGAAAAGGGGGUCAUUGAUUCAUGUCUGGUUAUAUCUGAAGACAAAAGUGAUAGCUUGUGUCCAAUGUUCUUCGGUGUUUCUUGUGCAUUCUUUUCACUCGGGGUUUUAUCAAAGACUGAAGUGAAUGACGAGAAAUGGUCAGAAAUAAGGAAUAGACUGCUUCAAGGAAGUGCUCAUCUCUUAGGAUUGCUUGUUUGGAGAGUUCAGAGAGUUGAAGCUGACAGCAGAAAUGGUACGAUCCAUCAUAAACUUGAGAUUGCACAGCAAGAGAUUGAAGAGUUAAAAAGGAUGAGAAGCGAAGAUGCAAAGGCCAACGAAAAAGUUGUGGGCAUCUUUGCCUCCCAAGAGCAGAGCUGGUUUUCCGAAAGAAAGAAGCUGCGGCAGCAAAUUGGAGCUCUUUUGAAUGAAUUUAGAGUUCUGCAGAAGAAAAGGGAGGAAGCUAUCUCUGAAUUUAGUGAUAAGUUACAGGAGAAGGAUCGUUUGUUGCAGUCUAAGGAUAAUGAAUUGAAGCAAGAAGAGCAAAAGACAAGGGAGCUAGAAGAAAAACUCAAGGAGGCUGGAAAUGUCGUAGAGGAAUUGAGAGACAAUGCAAAGCGCAAAGCCCAAGAGCAUUCCUCGGAGGUCUGGAAGCACAAAACUGCAUAUAUUGAGCUGGUUUCUAGCCAGCGACAGCUUGAAGCUGAAAUGAGUCGAACCCUCAGGCAAGUUGAGUCUGCAAAACAAGAGCUUGAUUUAAUGUUGGAGCAAAAGGAGGAAUCUGUUUUCAUGGCUCAAAAGCUGUCCGUGGAACUGAUUAAUGCGCAAAAGGAGCUGGAGCAGAAGGACAAGAUUUUAUCAGCUAUGUUAAGGAAAUCAAAAUUGGACACAACAGAGAAGCAAAUGCUUUUAAAUGAAUUCAAAUUAUCAAAGACCAAGAAAAAGCAAGGUGAGGUAGAAACAGAAAGGAGGAGAGCAGUUCCAGAGUCCAGAAAGGAGAAGCAAUCACUGAGAAGCAUGUUGACCAAGCAUUUGGGUUCACAGUUCGAGGUUCUCACAGAUGGAAGAGCUGCACAUUCCAAGGCAAAAGUGUCAUCACAGAGCGGACGGAGUAGACCACAGGCAACUGAUUUUCUUCUGGAGUAUGGUCAACCCGAGCAUCAAAAGGAACUGGGUAUUUUUUCUCCAUUUUAUGACCAGUACUUGCAAGAUGAAAGGAAGGAACUGGUAUUUGCAGCUGAUGUCAAGCUGUUGGAGGGUUGGGUUCAAUCUGAAGCUGAAAAAUACUCUACUCUAGUUGAACAGAGGCAUCACGUAGAAAUAAAUGCUUUUGCAGAACAACUGCGACUUAAGGAUGAGAAGUUAGAAGCUUUUGAAUGGCGUUUUCUUAGCAUGGAACUAGAAAUAAAGAGGCUGAAGUCUCAUAUUGAAGGGCUUAACCAUGAUCUAUCACAGCUCAGUCAAGAGAAUAUGAAACUUGAAGCUUUGUUAUUGGACCGGCAAGCUGAGAUAAAUUCCCUGAAACAGCAGUCUGUCCUGCAGUUAGAUCCCCAAGGUUGCCAAACGACUAAGCUAAAUUCAUGUCCAUCUGGUCUGGCUUUAGGAUAUCAAAACAUUUGGUCCAAAGUGAAGAUCAUAAAGAUGAAACCAGAGGAUAAAGAACAGGAGACAAUGACACCACUGGAUAUUUCUCAGGAAGCAGAAUCUCGAAAAGAAAACAAACCUUCAAUGAAAAGCCAGCCCAAAGAAAUAACCCAGAGUUACCUGUGUCCAGAAAAGAAGUUCAAGGAAGAGAGAGAUGAUGUGUUCGAUCCAGAUCCCAUUCAAGAUGAACAUGUUAGCCCUGAAGAGACUGAAAUUGUUGAAAAGUCAUCGUCAUCCCAAUACUUGAGUAACCCCGCCAGUUCUCCAUGGAAGAUGGACCUUCACUCUCUUGGAGUUUCUUACAAGAUAAAGAGGCUCAAGCAGCAACUACUCAUUCUUGAGAGGUUGACAGGAAAGCGAGAAAUUUGUGAAGACAAUGAAGGUGACGAUAAUGAGAAGGAUGGGAUACGGGAAUUUCACAUGCUAAUGUCAUUAUUGAAUAAACAAGUCAACAGGUACCAGUCUCUCCAAGGGAAGACUGAUGAACUCUGCAAGCGGAUGCAUGAAAAUGAUCUUGAAGCAAAUCGUGGAGGUUCUACCACCUGUAGGAGCAAGGAGGCAACCAAAACACUAGAGCACUUCCUUGAGGAAACAUUUCAGGUCCAGAGAUACAUAGUUGCAACAGGACAGAAGUUGAUAGAAAUACAAUCCAAGAUUGACUCGGGAUUUCUUCAAAGUGUAGAGGAGUUUGAGGCAUCUUCCAGGUUUGACAUGAAGCGAUUCUGCAAUGUUGUCAGAACUCUCUUCCAAGAAAUCCAGAGGGGCAUCGAAGUCCGAGUAGCUCGAAUCAUUGGGGAUCUUGAGGGCACCUUGGCCCGUGAUGGAAUCAUCCAUCUCAGCAAGUAGUAUUGUGAACUCUGAACCUGAAAAUGAGGCCCAAGAAGAUUCAAAUCCUGUCGUUUCUCUUCAGGUAUGGCUUUUGCAGAGUACGUAUAGUGAAGUUGUAUAGUUGCCAAUCUACUUGUGCAAUAAGAAUCCCUUGAAUCCACACUUAAAACGCAACUAGAUAUUGUAAAAAGAACAAUGAAGAAGGAAAAAUGAGGAGCCAUUACAACGGUUGCUGUUAUAUCUAUUUUCUAGUCAAGGAAUAUAGUUUCUUUGCCUUUCCUUUAAUCUAUCUGUACUUAAUAAUUUCUGUUCUUCUAGUUUGUAAUUUUAGAUCCCCCUGUACUGUUAUCCUCCAUCAGGCAUUACUGCUA
Molecule: messenger RNA, 3810 nt
Organism: Diospyros lotus (date-plum)
Lineage: Eukaryota; Viridiplantae; Streptophyta; Magnoliopsida; Ericales; Ebenaceae
Exons: 4
Coding region: 986-3457 (823 amino acids)
Source: RefSeq, a predicted model, not a curated record